Molecule: messenger RNA, 213 nt
Organism: Fusarium coffeatum
Lineage: Eukaryota; Fungi; Ascomycota; Sordariomycetes; Hypocreales; Nectriaceae
Exons: 2
Coding region: 1-213 (70 amino acids)
Biological process (GO): electron transport chain; mitochondrial respiratory chain complex I assembly
Cellular component (GO): mitochondrion
Source: RefSeq, a predicted model, not a curated record
AUGCGAGCGUUCCAAGCAUCUACCGGCCAGCCUCGAUACGACCCCUGGGAGCGAAAUGAGGCCUGGCGAUACCAGGGCCCCUACACCCGCUGGAACCGUCUCAAGAGCGGUUUCCCCGGUCUCGGCAUCGCGACAGUCGCCUUCACUAUCUACUGCGGCUACGAGUACUUCUUUCUCGAGGACGAGCACCACCAUGGCGAGGAGCACCACUAG